Molecule: messenger RNA, 1714 nt
Organism: Poeciliopsis prolifica (blackstripe livebearer)
Lineage: Eukaryota; Metazoa; Chordata; Actinopteri; Cyprinodontiformes; Poeciliidae
Product: olfactory receptor 11A1-like
Exons: 1
Coding region: 181-1134 (317 amino acids)
Biological process (GO): G protein-coupled receptor signaling pathway
Cellular component (GO): membrane
Molecular function (GO): olfactory receptor activity; G protein-coupled receptor activity
Source: RefSeq, a predicted model, not a curated record
CCCUGAAAAUGGAAGAAAUGUUGCCGUUUGGUCCCAAAUCGAACUCGGUGAACCGGACUGUCAUGCUUCGCUCGUGCGUUUGUUCUGGAAGGAUUCUCUCUCUCUCUGUCUCUCCUGACUUCAGAGGAUAUAAAGCUUCAUGGUGAAACUCGGCUCCUCUCUGCUCCAAGCUGCAGCAUCAUGACUAACUCUUCACAGGUCCUAUAUUUCACUCUGACUGCCUACUUUGACAUUGGGAGUUUGAAAUACCUGUACUUUAUGAUGGUGAUGUGUUUCUAUGUCCUGAUUGUUGGCUCCAACGUCCUGCUGAUCGUGGUGAUCAGUGUGAACCGGAGCUUGCAUGAACCCAUGUUCCUGUUCCUCUGCAGCCUGUUUGUGAACGAACUGUUGGGCAGUUUGGGUUUGUUCCCCUUCCUGCUGGUCCAGAUCCUCUCUGAUGUUCACUAUGUUUCUGUUCCUCUCUGCUUCCUGCAGAUCUUCUGUGUUUACAGUUAUGCAGCAGUUGAAAUUUUGAACUUGGCCGUCAUGUCUUAUGACCGCUAUGUGGCCAUCUGUUUUCCUCUGCAGUACAACUCCACCAUGACGGAUAGGAAGGUUGCGUUGCUCAUUGCUCUGACCUGGGCGUUGCCUGUUCUGGCCACUGUGGUUCUGGUGUCGCUCAGCGCCCCGCUGCGGCUCUGUGGGAACGUCAUUGAUAAGGUUUUCUGUGGAAAUUUCUCCAUCGUUAAGCUGAGCUGCUCUAAUACCAGCGUUAACAACAUUUACGGUCUGGUUCUGACGGUCGUCUCCAUCGUCGCUCCACUCGUUUUAAUCCUCUUUACCUACGGAAAGAUUCUGGAGGUGUGUUUCCGUGCUACCAAACAGACACGGCAGAAAGCCGUCAGCACCUGCACGCCCCACCUGGCCUCCAUCCUGAACUUUUCUUUCGGCUGCUGUUUCCAGAUCCUGCAGAGCAGGUUUGACCUCAGCGGGGUGCCUCCGGUGCUGGCCAUCGUUUUGUCGCUUUACUUCCUGACCUGCCAGCCGCUCUUCAACCCGGCGCUGUACGGCCUGAAAAUGGCCGCCAUCCGAGACUCGUGUAAACGUUUGUUAUGUGGGGAAAACUCGGCUCCUGCAGCAGCUUUUCAUGCCUGAGAGCCUCCAGCUUGAUUCUUUUAGCUGUUUUCAACCUCAGGUUAUUACUCACAUUAAAGAAGUUUUUGUUUUCAUUUAUUACUUAGAUGCUAAAUAUGACAUUUUAAAAGGUACAAGUUUAACAGUAAAACUUUUUGUCAUUUAUUUUUCUUACUUUGUAGCAAUGAAUAACAAAAAAAAAACAGACCAAAAACAUAAGAAAUUUACAUAAAACAGCAUAAAAAUUAUAAAGAGGAAAUAUCCAAAUUACCAGACUUUUGCAAACAAUAUUAGAACCUGAAGAGACAUUUGAACAAUAGUGCGUUUGGGCCAUUGAUAGAAAAAGAUUGAACUCCCCCAACCCCAAAAGCAAAACAUGGGAAUGUCUGAGUGUGAAAAGUCAAAAGUUUUCUGGAAAAACUUAACUGAUUUUUUUAACCUAAGAAGUCACUAUUGUAGUGAUCAAUGAGACUAAAGAUAAACGCAAGGAUGAGUCUCUGUAGAUCUUGAUGACACAUUACAAAUGUUCUCCAGGUGACAGAAGGCUGACUGUAGCCGUUUUUAUGUGGCUCUGAAUGUUCAGGUCAAAGGUCAGUCUGAU